CCGGCAUGGGCGGCGGCGGCGGCGGCUCCGCGCGGCGCCUCCGGCGAUGAGCGUGGCGGGGGACCAUGGGCACGGCCGUCUCCAAGCGCCGCUCGCUCCGCAACGAGGCCGUGGCGUCGGUGGCCGCCAAAGUCCGAGCGGCGAGGCCUUUUGGAGAUUACCUCUCCCAAAACCAUCCGGAGGGUAAAAAUGGUUCAGAUCACUUGCUGGCCGAAUCUUACGUCGGUCAGGAGGAUUCCCCGGAGAUGCACCAGGCGGCCCAGAACAAACGGCGCCUGUCGCUUAUUUCCGACGGCAAGUUCGAGAGCAGCUUCUCGGAGGAGCGUGGCGAGAAGCUGGCAGGAGAGGGCCCCAAGCCACGCGUCUAUACCAUCUCCGGCGAGGGGCCCAUGCUGUCCCAGCACCAAAGCGAGAGCAUGGAGCUGGUGGUCAUCAAGGGGGCCGAGGCUGAGGAGGAGGAGGAGGAGGACGCGGAGGAGGAGGAGUGCUCCCAGGGCAAGCCCCUGCAGAACGCCGGCAGCUCCCACAGCAUCGGCAGGCACUGCAAAAGCAGCUGGGCGGCCGGCCGGCAGGUCUCCAAGGAGUGUCCUGGCUGCACCCAGCUGGCUGCUCCCGCGCAGCACGGCUUUGACCCGGACCACCACCACCACCACCAUCACCACCACCACCACCACCACCAGGCUGGCGAGGCCAGCUGGCGCCGGAAGAAGCUGGAGAGGAUGUACAGCAUUGACCGAGUGUCAGACGACGUUCCCAUCAGGACUUGGUUUCCCAAGGAGAACCUCUUCACUUUCCAAACAGCUACCACAGCUAUGCAAGCCAUUUCGGCAUUCAGGGGCUACGCAGAGAGGAAGAGGCGGAAGCAGGAACAUGAGUCGGCAGCUCUGAUUCAGAGGAAUUUCAGGAAGCACCUGCGCAUGGUCGGGAGCCGCCGCAUGAAGGCACAGACCUUUGCCGAUCGGCGAGAGAGGAGCUUCAGCCGGUCCUGGAGCGACCCCACUCCCGUUAAGCCCGAAAACCUCAAUGAUUCCCGAGAAAGCCACGAGCUCCAGGAUUCCUGCUGUGCACCGGACAAGGGCGUGGACUUGAACUGGGAAGCGGAGAAGGAGCUGGAAGCUGCGGCUUGCCGUGGGGACGAUUUCGUCCCCCCCAAGAUCAUGCUCAUUUCCUCCAAGGUACCCAAAGCCGAGUACGUUCCAACCAUCAUCCGCAGGGACGACCCAUCCAUCAUCCCCAUUCUUUACGACCACGAGCACGCCACCUUCGAUGACAUUCUCGAGGAGAUCGAGAAGAAGCUGAACAUCUAUCGGAAGGGCUGCAAAAUGUGGAAAAUGCUCAUUUUCUGUCAGGGUGGUCCCGGCCACCUGUACCUUUUGAAGAAUAAAGUUGCCACCUUUGCGAAAGUGGAGAAGGAGGAAGACAUGAUCUAUUUCUGGAAACGGCUGGGCCAUCUGAUGAGCAAGCUGAACCCGGAGCCAAAUGUCAUUCACAUCAUGGGGUGCUACGUCCUGGGGAACCACAACGGAGAGAAGCUGUUCCAGAACCUGAGGAAUCUAAUGAGCCCCUGCCGGGUUACCUUUGAAUCGCCUCUCGAACUCUCCGCUCAAGGGAAGCAAAUGAUCGAGACGUACUUUGACUUCCGCCUCUAUCGCCUCUGGAAGACACGCCAGCACUCCAAGCUCCUGGAUUACGAUGACAUUUUAUGAGGACAGCCAUCAAUACAACCGAGCAUGGUGGAAUUUCUCGGUGCCCAUGUGGCCGAGCUUCAUGUAGACAGAGAAAGAGCGAGAGAGGGGGAGAGAGAGACCUUUUCACAGGCGGAGAGGCCCCUGGGAGCCCGGCCGGGGCGGCAGCGCAGUCGCGCUGAAGGGCACGUUGCCGGCCGGCGAGAGAUUUGGAGGGGGCUGCCUGCUUCCCAGGCAUGGCUCAGACGAGCACGGAUGCCGGGUGGACGGAGGGACUGCUGGGGAGGAGCCAAGGGGCGGCCGAUCCUCACGGACUGAGCUCGCUGAGGUCACAAAGGGCCAAACACCACCUCGGGUCCUUUAAAAAAGACAUUCCAAGCUCAGGUUUUCUUAACAACAAACGCGUAACUGAUUUAUGUUUUUUUGGCUUCCCCUUUUCUUGUCCUACUGGAUGAACCAGUGGAAUGGGGUGAGCAUUAGUGCCUGUGCGCAGAAUGCCACCGAUGCAUGCGCAGGAGCCGCCUCUCUUUCGGAGGCAGGGGACGCGUCGUUCCGCCCUGCGCACGCUGAGAUGCGUGGUCUGAAACUCCCGCAUGGAUUGGAGGAAAAUUCAGACUUAUCUCUUUUAAUGGGGGGGGGGGGGAAUAAGUGCAAUUUUUAUAUGAAUAGAAGGAAUAUUUAAUUAGUUGUUGCCGUAAACACACACCAGUAACCAAUAGAUGAGAUAUUUUUGGUCUGCUCGAAAAUAUAUUUGAAAUAGUAAUAUAUCUUCUGUAGACAUAUCUAUACACACACACACACACACACACACAUGUAAUCACCAGCAGGUUGGAGUUUUUCACGUGCUUUUUUGCAGACCAGCACGUCUGCAGCGUUUGAUUCAGUUUCUGGAUGAGUUAUGGAGGGACACCUUUAACAGUAGCUUAGGGUGUGUGUUGUUGUUUCAACUUAGCAGCAAUCUCCUCCUUUGCAGCUUGGAAAAAAUAGGGUUUCGCGGCCGUUUUUAGUCUAGAAAUACGUCCGUGUGGCCCAGAGGGUCCUCAGUCCAUUUGCAUUUAUAAACCAGAACUGAAUAGCCAUGUUCAAAAGACUCUGUCUUGCUGCA
Molecule: messenger RNA, 2790 nt
Organism: Varanus komodoensis (Komodo dragon)
Lineage: Eukaryota; Metazoa; Chordata; Lepidosauria; Squamata; Varanidae
Gene: NSMF
Product: NMDA receptor synaptonuclear signaling and neuronal migration factor
Exons: 16
Coding region: 66-1706 (546 amino acids)
Biological process (GO): regulation of neuronal synaptic plasticity; positive regulation of neuron migration
Cellular component (GO): cytoplasm; nucleus
Source: RefSeq, a predicted model, not a curated record